AUGGCUGCCGCAUCGGGCCAGUCAAGCUGCCGACGGGCUUGCACAUGCGCACUGCUGGGCUGCCACCAGACGACCAGGCGGCCGCGCCAUGGCCAACGAGUGCCCGAGCUACCACCGGGCAAGCGCACGAGCGGGUCGCCGCGCCGCUGCCGGGCAAGCGCGCGAGCAGGACGCCGCGCUGUCGUCGGGCAAGCGAGCGAGCGGGCCGCCGCGCUACAGCGUCGGGCCACCUUGCGCUCUUGGUCUCCCGCCGCCGCCUUGAAGAUGUUCGGCGUCGGCGCGAUGCCGAACUCCAUGAGCGGCUGCGCCUGGGUUAGCCAGUGCCUGGAGGGUGUGGAGCGGAGCACGCCGCCGAAGGGCUCGUCGGUGGUGAGCAGCGUCAGGAACGAGUUCCUGCCCACCUUCCACAACUCGAACUUUGGCGACGCGCCGUGGGAUUCCGAGGAUCUCCCAGACUCACUGCGGCGGCGGAGGAGGAAGCGUCCCCAUGACGCCAUCGAUUGA
Messenger RNA from Miscanthus lutarioriparius, 504 nucleotides. The record is from the annotation of a GenBank genome assembly. Lineage: Eukaryota; Viridiplantae; Streptophyta; Magnoliopsida; Poales; Poaceae.